Helobdella robusta is the source of this 747-nucleotide messenger RNA. RefSeq lists its product as hypothetical. Gene Ontology annotation, molecular function: calcium ion binding; signaling receptor activity. Lineage: Eukaryota; Metazoa; Annelida; Clitellata; Rhynchobdellida; Glossiphoniidae. The transcript has 3 exons. The coding region runs from base 1 to 747 and encodes 248 amino acids. The record is from RefSeq and is a predicted model, not a curated record.
AUGAUAAUUGUUAUUUUAUAUUUUAAAAAAUUGAUUGGAAAAAUUAUCUUAGCUCAAGACAAAGAUGCUAACGGAUGGAUAUCUUAUGGAGAAUUUAGUUACUACUUUUCAACAGUGUCUCUGAACUUCAAUGAUGCUUUCAAUCACUGCUUGGGUCUGGAAAGUUUGUUGGCCAGCAUUGGGUCACAGGGAGAAAAUGACUUCCUCCAAAACAACUCAAAAACUGAGUACUGGAUAGGCAUGUACAGACCGCAGUGCUGGUUUGAUCAAUCAAAGAACAGCUACUGGCUCGAUGGAACUGAAUUCAAAUUUGUUAAUUGGGCUAUGGGAGAUCCGAAUGAAAAUACGUGCUGCGUAAGAAUGGUGCCGGCCACUGGAAAAUGGAAAGAUAGAUUAUGCAGCAUUAGUUAUAAUUUUGUUUGCAAAAAGCCAUUAUCAGUUAACCCUAACCAACAGAGGCGAGCCAUCAGACGUGUGAUUGACAGUUACAUAGUAGGCGAUAGUUUGGAAGUAGUGCCUAACAAGAGAUGUUUGAUGCAGCUUUGCAUGUUGAUGUGUAUACGAAACUGGAUGUGUGCUGGAUUCAACAUGAGACCAGAGCUUCAAAAUGGAUGUACUUGUGAACUAAAAGACGCCAGAAGCUGGUUGACCUUUGACUCCGUGCAGAAAGUUGGUGCAAGUUAUUGGAGUUACCCUAUUCGGGGGUAUGAUUAUGUAGACGGAAAUGAGGUAAUAUUUGAAAUGUGA